This is a messenger RNA of Nicotiana tabacum (common tobacco), 859 nucleotides long. RefSeq lists its product as uncharacterized. NCBI's taxonomy places the organism in Eukaryota, Viridiplantae, Streptophyta, Magnoliopsida, Solanales, Solanaceae. The record is from RefSeq and is a predicted model, not a curated record.
AUGACUAAAAUGAUUCUCUUGGUCAGAGCUAAUUUCUUUCUUAUUUACUUUUUCUUUUUCAUAAGAUCUGAAGCAAGAACUUUACUAGAAAAUCAUUAUGGGAGGGAACCAGUUCCACUACCUCCAACCCCAGAAUCUGCUUCACCAAGUAACCAAGAAAGACUUAAGAGGCACGCUCAUCUUCCACCUCCUGCGCCCAAACAUGGUCCGAAAAUCGAUCAAGUCACAACAAGCAGAUAUGGUAGGGAAAUCAGUGAACUGUUAAUGACAAUUACAAGCAAUGUUAUUAGUGAUAAUGAGCUGCUAAUUUUGCUUCCGAGUACUUCAUCGGACAACCAAGAAAGAUUUGGGAAGCAGAGUCAUCUACCACCACCAGCACCAAAGCCAGCUGAUGAACAGGGUCAGAUAAUUGUCACUUCCUCUAAUUGUCAAGAUCAUGAUCACAUGAAUAGUAACAACUAUGGAAGAGAGGAAAAAAUACUACCACCUCCAACUCCAAAGCCAGCUGAUGAGGAGGGUGAGAUUAUUAUCACCUCCUCUACUACUACUAAUGAUGAUCAGAAUAGUAACUAUAUUGGAAGAGAGGGACGAAUACUACCACCUCCCUCACCCCACCAUGCUGCACCCAUUGGUCAACUCACUAGCAGAUAUGGCGGCCAAGGACUUAAACCUUACAAAUCUCUAAUUUCCUCCUUACCUCUUCAGGCUUCCUAAUUGAUUAGGCUUCUAUAGCUCUACGUCGGAACGUUAUGUUAAGUGGCCCUACUAAGUAGUAGUAGUAGUAUAGUAUUUGGUUUAGUACUGUUGCGGAAGCCAAAUGUAUAGAGUGUGAAUAAGUCACAACUACUAUACCAAAAAU